Molecule: messenger RNA, 1104 nt
Organism: Medicago truncatula (barrel medic)
Lineage: Eukaryota; Viridiplantae; Streptophyta; Magnoliopsida; Fabales; Fabaceae
Exons: 1
Coding region: 153-821 (222 amino acids)
Source: RefSeq, a predicted model, not a curated record
GUUAGCAUUCUCAUUUUCAAAAGAUUCUUGUUUUCCACCUUUCCUUUUCACACUUGGAUAACCACUAUAUAGCAAACGAUCUUCUGCAACUCUUGCAGUGUUCUCCACCCCAUAAUCUUCUUAGGUUUAGCCUCUUUCGAGUAAACAAUUCAAUGGAAAACAACAACAGUUCAUCAAAUUCUUCUGUGUGCACUAAAAUCCGUCAUGCCUUUGCAAGCAGUCCUGCUCUCCGAGCCAUUCAACGAAUCUCAAGCUUCAAUCAAGAACACAAACAUGUCACCAAUGGUUCAAAUUCUCCCCCUAAGGCUAAUAAUGUCAAAACCAAACCACAUCAAACCAAACCACAUCACAAGGCUCAAACAGAAACAUCAUCAGAAGUAAUCCCUAUCAAGUUUGAUUAUUCAACACCAACAUACAAACAGAAUGGAAACUCAUCAGCAGUUUCAAGUGUAGCAAAAAGUGCACCAACUCAUGUUGGAAAUUCGGAAAGAACAAAAGUUUCUGCCAAGAGUGAAUUACCUCAACCACAACAAUAUGUUCCCAAGAAAGUAGUGGCACAAAAUGGUAAUCAACACGGUAAGGAAUCAAUGGAUAUUAAUGAAACUUUCAAAGAGUACAUUCAACGUGCUAAGAAAAAAAUCAGAACUGUUUCGAAUAUUGGUCGCGGUCAAAACAACCCUGCAGCUGCACCAGAUCACGAGGUUCAUCACGAUACUACUACUAGUGGCAAAAAUGAAAGCCUUGAAGAGCAUUUUCAGGACUUUAUUCAUCGCGCUAAGAAGAAGAUCAGAGCCACAACAAUGGUUGGAAGAAGAAAUUAAGGAUAUGAUUAUUGAAAUGAGGAGUGUCACAAGAAUGUUCAUUAAUGAGCUGGUGUUGGUGAAGUAUUGUGUUAUGUAACUAUUAUCUAAUCUAGGUGGCUGAGUGCAGAUAAAAAUAAGGUCAUAGUCUGUUGUGGUUUGCAAGCUUAAUAUUUAUUUCAUUAUCUCAUAUUUGUGCUAAAUUUGUAGAAUUGAACUUUUAAUUCAACGAGUGGAUUUGUGAAAUUUAAUGUCUAUAAUAUGAUAUGUUAAUAUUGGAUGGUUCUGCCAAGAGUUACUGCUA